Messenger RNA from Conger conger (European conger), 1138 nucleotides. RefSeq names its product lysoplasmalogenase TMEM86A-like. The record is from RefSeq and is a predicted model, not a curated record. NCBI's taxonomy places the organism in Eukaryota, Metazoa, Chordata, Actinopteri, Anguilliformes, Congridae. Gene Ontology annotation, cellular component: membrane. The transcript is spliced from 3 exons. Bases 149 to 862 code for a protein of 237 amino acids.
ACACCUUUUUUUUGUUUCAUUAGAUUUGGGCUUUGAAGGUUUGUCUCCGCCCCCAAAAACCCUAUUACAUGUUUUAGUGCACAAUAGAAAUGCGUCCGCAAAAUUCAGUUUGACACAUUCACCUGAAUGUUGUGGAAUCAAACCAGAAAUGGUUUCCCCUGUCACAGUGGUGAAGAGUGAGGGCCCCAAGUUGCUGCCCUUCCUGAAGGCCAGCUGCCUGUACUUCGCCCUGUGGCUGCCCACCUCCAGCCCCUCCUGGCUCAGUGCGCUGGUCAAGUGCCUGCCCAUCCUCUGCCUCUGGGCCUUCCUCCUCGCCCACGGCACCCGCUUCCUGCUGGCCCAGUCCGCCGCCCGCAGGAUCUUGGCAGGCCUGGUCUUCUCUGCGCUGGGCGACGCGUUUCUGGUCUGGCAGGAGGAAGGCUACUUCAGUCACGGGCUGCUGAUGUUCGCUGUGGCCCACAUCCUGUACUCCUCUGCGUUUGGGAUGCGACCCCUGAACCCACAUGCGGGCGUGGCCGUGGGCUGUGUGUCCGUGCUCAGCUACACCUUCCUGUACCCCUGCCUCUCCCACCCCUUCACCUACCUGGUGGGCGUGUACGUGGCUCUCAUCGGGUUCAUGGGCUGGCGGGCCAUGGCAGGGGUUCAGCUGGCCAAUGACCUGUGGAAGUGGACCCGCCUGUCAGCCUGCCUGGGGGCGGGGCUCUUCUGGGUCUCUGACCUCACCAUUGCCAUCGACAAGUUCUGCUUCUCUGUGCCCUACUCCCGCGCCAUUAUCAUGGGGACCUACUACGCCGCACAGAUGCUGAUCGCCCUGUCUGCUGUGGAGGGCCAGGACGUGGAGGCAUCGCGGAAGAGGGGGUGAACUGGGGGACUCGUCUUGUUCCCUAAACGUUUAUGGAUCACCUCACAUUAAAUGCAGAGAGACUAUAUCUCAGAUACCCCACACAUACCAUUCUGUAUAGCAGUGAUUCCAUGGAGACAGGGGGGACUGAAAAAGAUUGUCAUUCAGCUAGUCACACUGAAGCCCCUCCCCUCUACAACACCACUGUGUUAAACUUUACACACCACUUGCACACGCACAGCACACAUCCACUGUGUUAUCAAGUACACGGUCUGUGUUGCUUACUAUUUUACAUUC